Messenger RNA from Vittaforma corneae ATCC 50505, 767 nucleotides. RefSeq lists its product as uncharacterized. Gene Ontology annotation, molecular function: protein binding. The transcript has a single exon. The record is from RefSeq and is a predicted model, not a curated record. The annotation marks the transcript as partial. Lineage: Eukaryota; Fungi; Microsporidia; Nosematidae.
AUGUUGUGUGUUGACAGCAAUUACCGCCUCGUUUGUAAGAUUAUAACUGAUUUUUCUGUCAAAUUUGACUAUUUAAAAAUUUUUAAUCCAUACAUCUUAAUGAAUAUUGCACAGAUGAGAAAGACAUACAAGGCAAUUUCUAGUUUAUUUGUAUUCAUGGAAGCUACACUCCACAUCCCAGACAGUGAUAAAGAUACAGCUUCAGACGAUCAUCAAGUAGCUAUUGGAGGCUCUGUGAAUAGGCCACAGACAGUGCAUUCCUCACACUAUAGCUUUGAAAGAUAUCCUGAGAAUGAAACUAAAGUAUCUAUACCUUCCCAAGGCAUUACAUCUAUUGACAGUAAUAUUAAGAGACUAGUGAAACUAAAGAAACUAUAUCUCUGGAAUAACAACCUAAAAUCAUUACCACCAGAGAUAGGAGAACUAAAGAAUCUACAAGAGCUGAGUCUUAGUGGUAACAAGCUCAAGGCAUUAUCAGCCGAGAUAGGAAAACUGGUGAAUUUACAAGACUUGAACCUCAAUGGUAACGAAUUUGAAUUAUUACCAGCUGAAAUAGGAAAAUUAGAAAAUCUAAACGUGUUGUACUUCCGUAGUAACAAGCUAAAGACAUUAUCAGCAGAAAUAAGAGAGUUGAAGAAUCUACAGUAUCUAUAUCUCGAUUAUAACAAGCUUGAGACACUGUCAGAUGUAAUAGGAGAAUUGAAGAAUUUACAGUAUCUACAUUUCAAUUACAACAAGCUGAAGUCAUUACCAGCAGAAAUAGGAGA